UCAGCCUAUAUGGACCUCCAGUAGUUCAAUUUAGGCCAUUGCCAUGAACAGUUAUCCUUAGUCAAGUUAACUUAUGAUUGGUUUUAUGAUUGAAACCAAUGAUUUACAUGGGAUGCAAGCAACCAUGAUAAUCAUCUCUGUCAUAGAAGCGCACAUUAACGUAAAUGAUGGGCAUUGGAAUCACCGUAGCGUAUUACGCAUGGGUUGUUGUCUCUCGAUUUGGACCAUAAAAUAAACCUCUCUCUCCUGCCUGGAGUUAAUCACGUAGUAAAUUGCCUGGCCCACAAUAUUCCUCCUAAUGUUUUUCAUUAUCUCGUGAAGGUGAAGCUCUGAACGCGCAGUGUACUGUAUCAGAUUAAACCGUCACAGGACAAGUGUAACAUCAAGAUUUACUAAAGCGGCGGGCUGAAUCCACGGCGAUCACAAGUGGUGGAGAAGGGUUGAGGAUAGGACCACAGACUCAACAGUCGAGGACUGCGCAGUAGUAGAGAUCUAGGACUUGGUUUCAAAAGGAUGGAUUCUUUCAUAUCAAGCUCCAGCAUAGGAACGUCUCCCUCUCCAAGAGAUCGACAAUCACCUGUAAGGUUUGAUCAAGAGAACUCACAGCCAGGAACAAUGGCCGGUCGGGCGGGAACACUUGACUUCCCAUCCGAAUCGUUGUGUAUAAAGUACGGGGAAUUUUUAAAGCACACCGCGGCAGCCUCGGCAACCGCGGAGAGCAGUGGCGGGGAGCAGAGUCAGGAUGAUGACAGUGAUGGCAUUGGCAGGAGUGACAUGGUGCUUUUUCCUGAGGAAAGGCUUAUGGCAUCAAUGGCCAAAUGUGACGCAGGUAAGAAACACAAAGAGCAGAAAGUGCUGAGGCUCAACAUUAACGCCCGGGAGAGGAGGAGGAUGCAUGACCUGAACGAUGCACUCGAUGAACUGAGGUCGGUGAUCCCUUACGCACACAGCCCUUCGGUUCGGAAGUUAUCUAAAAUAGCCACUCUGCUCCUCGCGAAAAACUAUAUCCUCAUGCAGGCGCAAGCACUUGAAGAAAUGAGAAGACUUGUAAGUUAUCUUAACCAUGGAUCCGGCGUUACCGCUGCGAAUACAACUGGUGCACCUGGAUUUGGGGUCUACGACCAGACAGGAUACCCGUUCUCUGCUGGGAUUCCGGAUAGCAAUGCAAAUCUAUUUAAUAAACAUUUCAACCACAAACCUUGAAUAGAGUUGUUGCCAUUGCCUAAAAGGUACCUGGUGUGUACAACUAAAUUGAUGGGACCAACGAGACUGAUUAAGUAAACACAUAUUUCCAGAAUAUGGAUUCUUACUGUAAAUGACUGUUAUAUAUCCAAUGGUUAUUAGGUAUCGGAAAUAACUUGUUUUGGCAACACUAAACGAAAUGACGGUUCCAUAACAUGGUAAAAAAUGGCAAGUUCAGUUUUAUUUAUUUGACCAUUAUGUUGGCCUUCAUAAAUUUUCUUCAGUUUGAUUCGAUGAUGUUCGUUGAAUAAAUUGUAUUGGUGAUAAUACAGA
Esox lucius (northern pike) is the source of this 1515-nucleotide messenger RNA. Its product is annotated as class E basic helix-loop-helix protein 22. NCBI's taxonomy places the organism in Eukaryota, Metazoa, Chordata, Actinopteri, Esociformes, Esocidae. The record is from RefSeq and is a predicted model, not a curated record. Gene Ontology annotation, molecular function: protein dimerization activity. The transcript has a single exon. Bases 514 to 1203 code for a protein of 229 amino acids.